CAGCUGCAGCGGGGCCGGCGGAGCGGGCGGCGGGUCCGGGGCUGUGGGCUGAGGCGCGCGGAAUGUGAGGCGGGGCGGGCCGCAGCGCGCGCGCGCGGACGCUCGGACCCGGCCCCGGCCGACGACCCCCUCGCGGACGCCGGGCUCGCCCUCCCCGCUCGCCCUUGGGAGCCUCCCCGGUGCCCCGCGGCGCGCCGGCGGGACCAUGAAGAAGUUCUCGCGGAUGCCCAAGUCGGAGGGCAGCGGCGGCGGCGGCGGCGGCGGGGCCGGUGGCGGGGCCGCCGGGGCGGGGGCCGGCGGCGGCGGCGGCGGCUCGGGCGGCUCCUCCGUGGGGGUCCGCGUGUUCGCCGUCGGCCGCUACCAGGUCACCCUGGAGGAGUCGCUGGCCGAAGGUGGAUUCUCCACAGUUUUCUUGGUGCGGACUCAUGGUGGAAUCCGAUGUGCAUUGAAGCGAAUGUAUGUCAAUAACAUGACUGACCUCAACAUUUGUAAAAGGGAAAUUACAAUUAUGAAAGAACUAUCUGGUCACAAAAAUAUUGUGGGUUAUCUGGAUUGUGCUGUUAAUUCAUUUAGUGAUAAUGUAUGGGAAGUUCUUAUCUUAAUGGAAUACUGUCGAGCUGGGCAGGUCGUAAAUCAGAUGAAUAAGAAGCUGCAGACAGGUUUUACAGAACCUGAAGUGUUACAGAUCUUCUGUGAUACCUGUGAAGCAGUUGCAAGAUUACACCAGUGUAAGACUCCAAUAAUUCACCGGGAUCUGAAGGUAGAAAAUAUUUUGUUAAAUGAUCGUGGAAAUUAUGUACUUUGUGACUUUGGCAGUGCCACUAAUAAAUUUCUCAAUCCUCAAAAAGAUGGAGUUAAUGUAGUAGAAGAUGAAAUUAAAAAGUAUACGACUCUGUCAUACAGAGCACCUGAAAUGAUUAACCUUUAUGGAGGGAAACCCAUCACCACCAAGGCUGAUAUCUGGGCCUUGGGAUGUUUACUGUAUAAACUUUGUUUCUUCACUCUUCCUUUUGGUGAGAGUCAGGUUGCUAUCUGUGAUGGCAGCUUCACCAUCCCAGACAAUUCUCGGUAUUCUCAUGACAUACAUUGUUUGAUAAGAUUCAUGCUUGAACCAGAUCCAGAGCAUAGACCUGAUAUAUUUCAGGUGUCUUAUUUUGCAUUUAAGCUUGCCAAAAAGGAUUGUCCAGUCUCCAAUAUCAAUAAUUCCUCUAUUCCUUCAGCUCUUCCUGAACCGAUGACUGCUAGUGAAGCAGCUGCUAGGAAAAGCCAAAUGAAAGCCAGAAUAACAGAUACCAUUGGACCAACAGAAACCUCAAUUGCACCAAGACAAAGACCAAAGGCCUACUCUACUACUAGUAGUGUGUUGACCAUACAGAGUUCAACAACACCUGUUAAAGUCCCUGUUCCUGGUGAAUUCAGUAACCACAGACCAAAAGGAGCAAUGAGACCUGGAAAUAGUCCUGAAAUGUUACUGGGUCAGGGGCUCCCUCAGCAGCCUCCACAGCAGCAUAGAGUACUUCAACAACUACAACAGGGAGAUUGGAGAUUACAGCAACUUCAGUUGGAGCAUCCCCAACCUCACCAGCAGCAGCAGCAGCAGCAACAGCAGCUACUUCAGGAUGCUUAUAUGCAGCAGUAUCAACAUGCAGUGCAGCAGCAACAGAUACUGCAGCAACAGUUUUUAAUGCAUUCAGUAUAUCAGCCACAACCUCCUGCAUCACAGUAUACCACAAUGAUGCAGCAGUAUCAGCAAGCUUUUUUACAACAACAGAUGCUAACUCAGCGCCAGCAGUCUCAACACCAAGCAUCACCUGAAUAUCUUACAUCCCCUCAAGACUUCUCACCAGCCUUAGUCUCCUAUGCCUCAUCACUUCCAGGUCAGGUUGGAACCAUGGACUCCACUUACAGUACCAGUAGAUCAAUUGCUGAAAAAGAAGCAGUGGCAACUUUUACAGAUCAGAAGAGCAUCAGUAACCCACCUGAUAUGUCAGGGUGGAAUCCUUUUGGAGAAGAUAAUUUUUCCAAUUUAACAGAAGAGGAACUUUUGGACAGAGAAUUUGACCUUCUAAGAUCAAACAGGCUCAAGGAGAGAGCAUCCUCAGAUAAGAAUGUAGACCCACUUUCUGCUCCACUUAACCAUCCUCCAGAAGAUCCUUUUGGUUCUGUUCCUUUCAUUGCUCACUCAGGUUCUCCUGAAAAGAAAGUUGAACUUUCAUCCAUGAACGAAGAAAACAGCACUGCAAGCCCUGUCAAAAAUGGUAAAGCAGGUCCAGUAUCUAAAGAGCAGAGGACUGGAAAGAAAACUUCAGAGCAUUCAUCUGUACGAGGCCAAGGGCAAAAGGGGAAUGAUGACUCGGAAAGUGAUUUCGAAUCAGAUCCACCUUCUCCAAAGAGCAGCGAGGAGGAAGAGCAAGAAGAUGAAGAGGGUCCAGGAGAACAAGGAGAUUUUAAUGAUGAUGAUACUGAACCAGAAAAUCUGGGUCAUAGGCCUCUCCUCAUGGAUUCUGAAGAUGAGGAGGAAGAGGAGAAACACAGCUCUGAUUCUGAGGAGUAUGAGCAGGCUAAAGCAAAGUAUAGUGACAUGAGCACUGAGUACAGAGAAAAGCCUGGCAGCAGACCACCCCAAGAUCCUAAUACAGGGCUCUGCACCCCAAUCCAUCUACCCUCCAAUGUUGGGGUAGAGAGUCGGACACAGGAGUUCGAUGUUUUUGGCGCAGUCCCUUUCUUUGCAGUACGUACUCAGCAGCCCCCGCAAGAACGUGAAAGGCAUCUCUCUCACCAGAUGUUUCCUACUGUGGGACUAGAGCAAGAGGAAUUCGAUGUGUUCACAAAGGCGCCUUUCAGCAAGAAGAUGAGUGUACAGGACUGCUCUUUGGUGGGGCCUGAGGCACGUCCUCUCCUUAGUCGCUCCCAAAGUGUAGAUAUAUUUGGCUCCACUCCCUUUCAACCCUUUUCCAUGUCAGCAAGUAAAAGUGAAAGCAGGGAGGACCUUUUUGGACUCGUGCCCUUUGAGGAAAUAACUGGGAGUCAGCAGCACAAAGCCAAGCAGCGCAGCUUACAGAAACUGUCCUCUCGCCAGAGGCGCACCAAGCAGGAUAUGUCCAAAAGUAACGGGAAGCGGCAUCAUGGCACACCAACUAGCUCUAAGAAGACUUUGAAGCCUACCUACCGCACUCCGGAGAGGGCUCGCAGGCACAAAAAAGUGGGCCGCCGAGACUCUCAGAGCAGCAAUGAGUUUUUAACCAUCUCAGACUCCAAGGAGAACAUUAGCGUCGCACUGACUGAGGGCAAAGACAGGGGGAAUGUCCUACAACCUGAGGAGAGUCUGUUGGAUCCCUUUGGUGCCAAGCCUUUCCAUCCUCCAGACCUGUCUUGGCACCAGUCACACCAGGGGCUGAGCGACAUUCGUGCUGAUCACAAUACUGUCCUGCCUGGGCGGCCAAGACAGAAUUCACUACAUGGGUCAUUCCACAGUGCCGAAGCGUUGAAAAUGGAUGACUUUGGUGCCGUGCCCUUUACAGAACUUGUGGUGCAAAGCAUCACGCCACAUCAGUCCCAGCAGGCCCCAUCAGUCGAAUUAGACCCAUUUGGUGCUGCUCCAUUUCCUUCUAAACAGUAGAUACUUCUGAUGGAUGCUCUGCAUUAACUCCUGUUUCAAAAGAGUAUGAGAUAGUUUUGUGAAUUUACAAGAAAAUUUAUUUGUAUAGCUCUUUGUAUCAUUCAUUCUUACAGGUUAAUCAGGAUAGGUGAUUUUUAAAUAAACCAAAUAGAAAAAGGAAGUAUAUCUACAGGGUAGUAACUUUUGAUGCCACAUAUAAGGAGAUGAGAGCUAACCUGAAAACUCUAUGGGUUUCUGUUUCUGACACCACGCCACGGUGUAGUACUUCAGUGGAAGCCCAUGGCACCUGUCUAGUGUAGUCAGGAGAAGGGACAGGAGAGAUGGAUAGCACUAGUUUUGAUAUUAGGCUGAUUUGUACAUAUAUAGGUUGCAUUUAAGGUUUCUUCUAAUUCCCAUACAAUUAAAAAAAAUCUACUUCUCUCAAAAAAUUAGCAAGGUAUCUGGAAAGCGCAUAGAUUUUAGUACCUUUCUCUACAAAGCAGAGCCAGAACUAUUGUGCCUAAAACUAUUGCAUUAAAAAAAAACAAGUGCCAUUAAUAUGGAAUAUCUAAUAAUAUGUGAAAUAAUGUAUAUAUUAGCUCAGUUUAGACCUCUACAGUGUAUACAUAAAUGACAUAAAUACAUACAAAAUGACAUAAAUACAUACAAUUUUUGUCAUUGACAUCUCCAAAACCUGGAAUAGCUAAUGGACAUCUAGAAAAAUACCUGGCAUUUGAAAAAUAAUGAUAGGAAAGAAAAGAAUUCAGAAUUCAACACUUUAGAAACAUUUUAUAUUGUUUUAUUAUCAUGUCCUUAAUGAAACAAAGUACUGAAAAAAUUGGGAGUUAGGACAAGGAUUAUAUUAUAUAAAACUUUUAUUUCAGGAAAAAAUGUAGCUGAAACCUUGAAUUUUUAAAAUGUUUACAAUGUAGCGUCAUUUUGCAUUUAAUAAUGUACUUUAUUAAUUUCUACCUUCGCCAUAUAUUCUCCAUUUUGAGCAACAGUCAUUUUACUUUGGUUUAGAGGGUGGAGUAGUUUUAAUAGUGCACACAACAGUGACACCCAUAAAGCCUUAUUAGGCAGGAAUCGCAUAUCCUGCUCAUGUACCUCUGCACUAAUACCACAUCUGCCAGUGGAUUCAAGGGUUGCAUGAGGGACUAGCAUCUGCUAGCUGACUGUGUCUUUAGGGGAAAAAAUCCAGCUACCAAAUUGCCUUUUUUAAAGUAUCACAAAUCCUAAGUAUAAACUUGAGGUUUUGUAGAAAUUGUGUGUAAUGAAUUAAUGUGACUACAGUAUCUUGUGCUUCCUGCUCUAAGUUAUAGUUUUUCCCUGUAGACUAAUAUUUGAAGUUUCUUGAACUGUUAAAGCUAUUUACAAACAGGAGUGGAAACUAUAGUCUGGCAUUCUCCUGAUUGCUACAUUUUUAAUUCUCUACACCCGAUUAAAGAAUAUUUUAUGAGUAAUAGUAUCUCUUAAUUAUAGUGCCCUCGUUGGGUUUUUGCAAACUAUAUGUAACUGACUACAUACUCAUGUUUUGUUUUGUUUUUCUGUAUGCUAUGUCAGAUAGUACAGGAUAGCUAAACUGUGUGAAUCACAAUGUAGCAGAGGCAGAUCAAGCAUUAUGUAUCACUACUUACAGCGCUUUAGAGUGGACUACACCAAUAACUGUCCUUAUGCCAAAGGGAAAUAAGUUUGCACCUUUUUAUUUAUUCUCAGGUUGAUUAAUACUGCUAAUGCAAAUGCCUAAGUAGGUUUUCUUUUAAUCUUUUAAAAUAGGUUUAAGUGAAGAGUUGAUUAUACAUAGUAAACUGAUGACCUACAAUAGGAUUCUCUCAAAUAGAACUGAAAAAAAUGGGAAUCUGUUGGUUAAGAAGUACACAUCAGAAUUAUAGUCCUUGCUAAGCUUCAUGAUUUCAUCUUUUAGAUAGAUGAAUUAAUGUGAACUUCUUGGAAUCUAAAUUGUGAACUUCUUGGAAUCUAAAUAUGAAAUACAUUAUUUUACUUGCUCUUCAACACACUGAAUAAUUUUAAAUACUUCAGACAAAAUAUUGGAUAAACAAAGUAUUCUCAGCUUAAAACAUGUUUGUUUUUUCUCUUUAUGAUAGCAUAGCAUUUCCUCUCAAGAUGGUAGCCCAAAGUUUUAGGAGUUAACUGGAGAUCCAAUGGGACAAAAAUUGGGAAAAUUCCUUGUGGUAAAAGUUAUAGGCAUCUUGUCAAGGUGUAGAGAUUUUACUUUUUAUUUUUAUUCAUCACCUCCACACUAGCAUAGUCAGAUGUAGGCCACUCCCUACAACUGUUGCCUUUUAAUUUCCUUAUGAGAAUUAAAUUCCCAUGGCAAGUGAAGAAAGUAUAUCCCACACAGAGCACUCCGUGGUUCUGUUAUGGAAUGGUCCAAUUCUGGUUUAAGAAGAAAUGUGAAAAAAUUAAUUUCUAUCAUUAUUUGGGUGUGCUCUGUGCUUCUAAGGGUGGGAUGUAGUCAUAACUCUAAACCUGCUAUACUUGAACAUCACUAAGGAAGUAACAUGAAGCUAGUAAAACUGAGGCCAAAGUUGUUUUCUAACAGCUUUAAUAGUAUUCAUUUUGAAUUAUCUUUUUUUUAAAAAAGUGGACCAUUUGCUCAACUUUCAUUACUUUAGUAAAAUGUUAGUAUUUAAAAGAUCAGCUUUCAUAGCAUCAAAGAAUGUAUAUGCUAGGACACAAAAAUUGCUUGGUGUAUAUAUAAUAGGUCAAGGAGGAAAAGUUGUAACUGACUAGUAUUUAUUCAGAAGUGUAACCUUUGCCAACCCUGAGUAUGUGUGUAUUUGGGCAUAGUUAUGACAUCUGAUCUGCAGGUAUAUGCACCUUUUGAUCCUAUUGUUUAUAGACUUGUUCUUAUCUUGCUGGUGGAAAAUACUAAGGUGGGGCCCACUCUUCUAUGCUUCUGAUCCUUAUGCAGAGCAGUUUUCUGACCACUCAGCUGCCUGGCUGGGUUUCUUUUAGGUUUUGGUACUUCACAUAAGCACUGUUAGAAGGUACAAGUAUGUUAAAAUCACUAGUAUUCUGAAGAGUUUGGGUACAUUUGUUUUAAUAUGUGUAGAAUGUGCAGUGAACUUUUUCUUUUUUAGUAACUCUACUUAUUAUGUUAGGUCCAAUUACUGUGAGAAUGAGAUGAUAUAUCUACUGUGAGAAUUAACAUAAAUGAUAGUUUAUUUGAAAACUUUUAUACUCAGUGGUGUUUUAUAUAUUAAGACACAACUCUAUAAUAGACACAUGCAUGCACAUCACAUCUCUCUACUGUGGAGUUAAUGUGAAUUU
Molecule: messenger RNA, 6892 nt
Organism: Dipodomys spectabilis (banner-tailed kangaroo rat)
Lineage: Eukaryota; Metazoa; Chordata; Mammalia; Rodentia; Heteromyidae
Gene: Bmp2k
Product: BMP2 inducible kinase
Exons: 17
Coding region: 206-3619 (1137 amino acids)
Biological process (GO): protein phosphorylation
Molecular function (GO): ATP binding; protein kinase activity
Source: RefSeq, a predicted model, not a curated record